AUGUCCUCGUCCUGCCAGCAUCUCAUCGCCGCGCUCAAGGAGUGUCUUCUCCACUCGGACUGCGUCGUCAAGCAGGGCCACCUGCCGUCCGAAUGUCUUAGGGAGCAUACCAAGGAACUGCCGGAGGAGUGUCUCUCGCUCCGGCAAGCCACCUUUGAGUGCAAGAGGGGCAUGUUGGACAUGCGGAAACGAUUCCGAGGCAACUACGUGGGUCUUCCUCCCAAGACGUCGACCGCAGAAGGACCGGACAAUGCAGCCGGCGCGGCUGCUGGUGAGACGAAGUCAUAG
Rhodofomes roseus is the source of this 288-nucleotide messenger RNA. Its product is annotated as cytochrome c oxidase assembly protein PET191-domain-containing protein. NCBI's taxonomy places the organism in Eukaryota, Fungi, Basidiomycota, Agaricomycetes, Polyporales, Fomitopsidaceae. The record is from RefSeq and is a predicted model, not a curated record. Gene Ontology annotation, biological process: mitochondrial respiratory chain complex IV assembly. Gene Ontology annotation, cellular component: mitochondrion. The coding region runs from base 1 to 288 and encodes 95 amino acids. The transcript is spliced from 2 exons.